AUGCUAAAGUCGAAUAUUAAAUUCGUGUCACUUGGUGAUGGAAUUGAAGUGAAUACGACACACGUUGUUUUUAAUGAAGGAGAAGAGGUGGAUAUAUCAACCAAACAACGUGAAUUGUUAUGUGUAGGAAACUCCACAAAACACAACAUGAAAAUUCAAAUAACAGCGAAAGAUACUGAUACACACAAAUUUGUGUUUACAUCAAAUCAACAUCUUAUGGUAUUACGAAAAGGAGAAGCUUGUGAAUUUAAGUUGUUUGUUGAAGUUCUCUGUACAACAAAAGUUGAAAGUGAUUUUAUGUUAGUUGCAAAUUCAUAUGUAUCAGAAAGGGAAUUGUAUAAACCCAUUAGUUUCUCAAUAGUAUCUAAGUUGUCUUCUAAAUUAGAUCCAGAUGAAUUAAAAGAAAACACGAAACUUGGAGAAGGAUCGUUUGGUAUUGUGUAUAAAGGUAUCUUUAGAAAAGAAAUUGUAGCAAUUAAAAAAAUGAGAGAGGUGAGUGAUACAGAAAACGCGAUUAUAGAAUUUGAAAAAGAAGUUUCCAUGUUAGACAAGUUCAGGAGUGAAUUUAUUGUUCACUUCUAUGGUGCCGUGUUCGUACCAAACAAAGUGUGUAUGAUCACCGAAUUUGCUCCAUUUGGAAAUUUACAAGACUUGAUGAAACACUACCAAAGUGAAGAAAUUGAUGUGACGCUUCGUGUUAAAUUUAUGUUGGACGCAGCAAAAGGAAUAUCGUAUUUACACACAAAUGGGAUAUUACACAGAGAUAUUAAACCAGAUAAUUUUCUUGUGUUUUCACUUGAUUUAAAUCAGCGAGUAAACGCAAAGUUGACUGAUUUUGGAAGUGCUAGAAAUGUCAACGUAAUGAUGACAAACAUGACAUUCACUAAGGGUAUUGGAACACCAAAGUACAUGGGGCCCGAAAUUUUAAAUAAAAAUAAAUACAAGAAAAGUGCAGAUAUUUAUUCGUUUGCAAUUACCUUGUUGGAAGUUCUUACUUGGGUAGAACCAUUUCCAAAAGAGAUUUAUAAAUUUGGAUGGUCGAUUGCUGAUUUAAUAUCGAUCGGCAAACGACCAUCAACUAUUUUAAAACUCGAAAAAAAGUAUCAAAGCAUCAUUGAAAAUGCAUGGAAACAAGAACCAAAAGAACGAAGUGAUAUUAAUACUAUUAUCGCUUGUUUGGAACAUCUUUAA
Molecule: messenger RNA, 1191 nt
Organism: Entamoeba invadens IP1
Lineage: Eukaryota; Evosea; Mastigamoebida; Endamoebidae
Product: serine/threonine protein kinase HT1, putative
Exons: 1
Coding region: 1-1191 (396 amino acids)
Biological process (GO): protein phosphorylation
Molecular function (GO): protein kinase activity; ATP binding
Source: RefSeq, a predicted model, not a curated record